Messenger RNA from Cuscuta epithymum, 1748 nucleotides. NCBI's taxonomy places the organism in Eukaryota, Viridiplantae, Streptophyta, Magnoliopsida, Solanales, Convolvulaceae. The record is from the annotation of a GenBank genome assembly.
AGAGCCAUGAGGAGGUCCUAGAGUGAGAGGCUAGAGAGAGCCUCCUCAAGUGAUGAGAGAGAGAUCCUUGAGGAGGGCUAUUAAGUAAGUGAAGGCCUCCUCUAGAGAGGGAUGUGAGAGUGAAGUAGUCUCAUACAAAGAGUGAUGUGAGCUACUCGAUUACUUGUAAAAUCUUUCUUGUACAUUUCAAUUGUAUAAUACAAAGUGUUAUUGUUAGAUUGAGCCUUUGUAUUAAGAGUGGAUGUGUGAGUGUACAAGAGUCCUUUGAGCUCGUGAUCCUGGAAGAGGUCGGGGUGUCGUGUUUUCCCCAACAGUGGUACCAGAGCCGAGGUUAUUGGAGGUGGAGAAACGGGUAGAGUUCUUCAUGGGGAUGGAUCUCGUUUUAAUUACUGUGUUGGUAGCGGCAUUGUCAGAGGCAUUCGAGAUCACACUUUUUGAUGGGAUGAUGGACUUCACUUUAGAGCUUGGGUCAUACAUAUAUGGAGGAGCGGUGAUGAGAUGCAUUGUGUGGGUGGUUCUCAGUUUGGUCUCGCGAUUUGAUUUGUUAGUGGUGCGUUGUAUCGAAAGUCUUCCUGAUGUUGUGGUGGUCAGGCGGUGUGUCCCGUUGGUAAACAACGGCGGUACAAGAAGAAUUGCAGGUCAAGUGUCGGCGGAAAGGAGAUCUUCUUGAGAACAUCUCAUAUAGGGUUUGGUCUUGCGAUUUGAUCUACUAUUGGUGCGUUGUAUCGAAAGUCUUCCUGAUAAUGAGGUGAUCAGGCGGCGUGUCCCGUUAAUAGAUAACGGCGGUACAAGAGAGUUUGGUGGAUCAUUUCUUGCUGCGGAGGAGAUCAUGACCAUUCCUUGUAGCUGCUCAUAUGGUGUGAUGCAAGCAUUGUUUGAGGGGGAGCAACUCACAUGAAGGUGGAGGCCAGUGAGUCUAAAUGUGAGACUAUUAUUGGUGGUUGACUGCUACUUCUCAAUUAAGUCGGUAGGGGGAGAUUUGUUGGGAUCCCUCCUUAAUUGAGAAGUUAAUGAGAAUUCUAGAAUAGUGCGAAGAUGUCUAGAAUUCUCUAGAUGUGUGUAGAGAAGCAUUGAAUGUUCUAGAAUAUUCUGGAGCUUUCUAGAGAGACGUGGAAUUAUCUAGAAGUGUGUGGAAGAGUAUAUAAUAUUCUAGAACAUUGUGGAGCUUUCUAGAGAAGUGUGGAAUUCUCUAGAAUCGUGCGGAAGUGUGUAGAAGCCUCUAGAAUAUCCUGGAGCAGUGUGGAGUUCUCUAAAUCCUUCUAGAAGAAUAGAGAAGCUUGUGGUCACUUCUUGGAAGAAUCUAGAAGUAUAGAGAGUUCUAGAGGAGCUUGAGGAGAUUAGUAUAAAUAGGGGUGAAACUCCUCAUUUCUAGAGAGAGAGCCUCUAGAGUGAGAGCCAUGAGGAGGCCCUAGAGUGAGAGGCUAGAGAGAGCCUCCUCAAGUGAUGAGAGAGAGAUCCUUGAGUAGGGCUAUUAAGUAAGUGAAGGCCUCCUCUAGAGAGAGAUGUGAGAGUGAAGUAGUCUCAUACAAAGAGUGAUGUGAGCUACUCGUUUACUUGUAAAAUCUCUCUUGUACAUUUCAAUUGUAUAAUACAAAGUGUUAUUGUUAGAUUGAGCCUUUGUAUUAAGAGUGGAUGUGUGAGUGUACAAGAGUCCUUUGAGCUCGUGAUCCUGGAAGAGGUCGGGGUGUCGUGUUUUCCCCAACAAUAAAUAAUGCAUGUAUUUCUUGUAUUCAAUCACUAAAAAAAUU